AUGGCUGCGCAGCAAUACAAGGAAGAAUCGCACGUGUUCAACGCCGGACCAUUAGGCUGGCUCGAAGGAUUGUCUCUAUCUGAUGCCUCCAAUGGAGCGCCAGUUUGCAAGUACUUUGGGGGCAUUCCUUAUGGCUCCAUUCCCGAAAGGUUUCGACGCGCACAAAGGCUGCCUCAACAAUCUAGUCUGGGAACAAAGCACAAUCCUGGCCAGCACACCACCUCUGCGAGCGUUUGCCCACAGCCGGGAUGGCGCGGUCCACCUGACCAGACACGUUGGAAUGAGAAUUGCUCGCAGCUCAACAUCUACAUGCCAUUUGGUACUGCUCCCAAGGAUGGAUGGCCUGUGUUCUUCUAUAUCCAUGGCGGAUUCUUACAGUGGGGCUCACCCAACUUUCCUCCCUCUUCCAUGGCUCCGUUGAUGCAGAGCGCAUUCAAAGCUAUCCUUGUAGUCCCAGCCUAUCGACUCAACGCACUCGGUUUCAUCUCCAGCCACGAGUUCCAAGCUGAAGCAAACGCGAACAAUGACACAGUCGGCAACUUGGGCUUCUGGGAUCAACGACUGGCUCUGGAGUGGACCUCAGACAACAUUCAAGCCUUCAACGGAAAUCCCAAGAACAUCACAGUCGGGGGCUACUCGGCUGGGUCACAUAGCACAUUCCAGCAGCUAGCACAUGAGCUCUACUUUGUCUCCGACCAGCAGGCUAUCAUCAAGCGAGCAAUCAUGUGGUCAAACUCACCCGGAGUGCAGCCAAAGACAAUUGACGAACAUCAAAAGCAAUUCAAUGAGCUACUGACCGUUUUAGACAUACCACUCUCUCUACCAGCGAAUCAAAAGCUGCAACGAUUGCGAGCAGUGCCACAGCAUCGCCUAGUAUCGGCACAAAACGAGAUGAAGAUUAGCGAGUUUCGAGCUCUUUCGGAUGGCCACUUCAUUUCCAAGACGAUCAUCGCAGACAUUAAUAGCGGCGACUUCGCCAGACGAAUGAAGGCUCGCGGCAUCACAUUGAUGAACGGGGAGUGCGAGCAGGAGCACUCUUUGUAUGAAGCAUGGAGGACGCCGACGGAAUCCUAUGAAGCGGUUUAUACGAGACUGUGCGGCGAUUACCCUGAGGCUGUUGUUCGAAAGCUGAUGGACUACUAUUGUGGCAAGUCUCGUGCUUUACCCGGCGGCGCAAGGAACUGGGCGGAUGCUUUCGGGAAGCUGUAUGCAAAUAUGCAAGUACACUGCCUGGAGAGAGGCUUUCAUGCUGCGCUCGAGAAGGGUGGCUUGACUUUCGGUAAAGACGUCCUCCGCUAUCGCUUCAACUGGAGAGUGAGUGGCCUGGAUGCCGUGUACCCACCAUCUUGGGGAGUCACCCAUGCCACCGAUAUGGCCAUUUGGUUGUUUGGGCUUGAUUGUGACGGAGGCCUGACAGACGAUGAGAGGCGAAUAUUAAGGCCUUGGAAUGAGGCAUUUGCGGCAUUUGUUCGCGGAGACGAAGUCAAUUGGGGCACAAAUCACGUCAAGCAGAUGCGAAGAUUGAGAGCAGAUGGUGUGACCGACAUUUGGGUCGACGACCGCUGGGAGGAGGGCCUCGAAGUUUGGAGCGAGGUCAAUAAUGCCCGGAUUGCAUCAAAGCUAUGA
Molecule: messenger RNA, 1626 nt
Organism: Ramularia collo-cygni
Lineage: Eukaryota; Fungi; Ascomycota; Dothideomycetes; Mycosphaerellales; Mycosphaerellaceae
Product: related to triacylglycerol lipase V precursor
Exons: 4
Coding region: 1-1626 (541 amino acids)
Source: RefSeq, a predicted model, not a curated record